AUGGCGUUCUUAUGCCCGAUUAGACUUUCUAAAAGUAAAAAAGGGAGAAACCAAAAUGCAUUUGCCUAUAUGCCAGCGAGAAUUACUGGAAGUUCAAGUCUUGAAAGCCUACUUGCAAUUGAAAUAAGCCGCAGCGCAGCUAAUGAUGAUAGCAAAGAUUUUGCUAGGAUGAAAAUGGUGAUACUACAAGACUUUCAGCCUUGCGUUGAAGACGAGCUAGAAGUUAAGCGAGGAGAUAUCGUGACACUUCUAUAUCGUGAUAAUGAUUGGGUAUAUGUACAAGCUAGUCAUGGGGGUGAAGGAUUUGUACCCUAUUCCUAUUGCGCGUUAAAGCAAUCUCCUAACAUUGAAAAGCCACGAAAAAAACAAGAAAUGAAAUCAUCGUUUGGUCGUACAUUUUCCUAUUUAAAGUCUAUCGAUCGAGAAUCACAAAAUCGCCGUAUUCAGCCUAGUGUUCCUGCCAAUCAGUUAAAUUUCAGAUUAAACUUAAAUCUACAAAAACCGUCGCCUGAUCGUAGUAGACCGAAUGUUACUAAGGAAGAAAGCAGUGAAGAAUUAGAUAAAGGUGUUGUUUUCAGGCCACAAAGUCCCAGGCAAAGAUUUACUCACGCACUAAAUCGAGCUAGUUACAACAGAAUGCAACAAUCAGAUGUUGGAAACAACGGAAUAAGAUUGUCCAAUCAUACUGAUGAUCAAUUCAAUCAUCAGCCAAAUAGUACUUUACCAUCAAAUUCACAGCCUAAUACAUCUGCGACUCCUCAUAUUUAUAACCAACAGUCUCAAUCUAAUUUCAAUAACUACCCUAUUGCAACAACAGGAUCAGGAUCAAGUAGUAAUAGUAAAAUUUCCAAUCAUUCCUACCAGGAAUAUGGUGAAUCCAGCGAUAAUCUAUCAAUCGUUGGUAGUGCUCAUCAACAGCAAGAAUUACGAAAUAAAUCUUAUAGUCUACCAGAUGAUGGCAUUGUACCAGACAUAAAUAAUAAGAAUAAUAAUUAUUAUAAAAAUUCAAACUCUAACAAUGGAAGUCCUAAGUCACAAGGACUGAUCCUAGUAACUGCAGAUUUUCAAGCCGAAACUGACUGUGAUAUUUCCAUUCAACAAGGAGAGUUGGUUAAGGUUCUUAAUAUCGAUAAUGAUAACUGGGCUUGGAUAGCGAAAGAUAAUAGGAAAGAAGGAUUUGUUCCGUUGUCUAGCUUAUCCAUUGAUGAUGAAACAUUCAAGGCAAUUUCGAAUCAGGAUGAUUCGUCUAUAAAAACAGAUUUUGAAAAUGAAUCUAUGUUCAGUACGGAUUCAACAGUUAUCAAGCAGCAAGGCACCCGUCUUGUAGUUCUCUUUGAUUACCAAGCUAGGACCAUCGAUGACUUAGACGUUAGAAGAGGCGAAAUUGUUUAUGCUGAACUUGAUGAUCAAAAUGAUGAAAGUUGGAUUUGGGCUUAUGCACCAACCAGCAAUAAGCAGGGCUUUAUACCCCGCUCUUUCGCUAGACCACCUGUGACUUCUAUUUAA
This is a messenger RNA of Trichoplax adhaerens, 1506 nucleotides long. RefSeq lists its product as uncharacterized. Gene Ontology annotation, molecular function: actin binding. Gene Ontology annotation, biological process: Rho protein signal transduction; regulation of Rho protein signal transduction. NCBI's taxonomy places the organism in Eukaryota, Metazoa, Placozoa, Uniplacotomia, Trichoplacea, Trichoplacidae. The transcript has 4 exons. The record is from RefSeq and is a predicted model, not a curated record. The coding region runs from base 1 to 1506 and encodes 501 amino acids. Gene Ontology annotation, cellular component: plasma membrane.